AAAACAAUUAGAAUACGAACUAGAGACUUCGUAUACUGGUCAAGAAGUGUUACAAGAAAUUGCAAACAAGGAGGAAGCUUUGUGGAAAAAGUGUUUGGAAAUCAAUGAUAAUUGGAAUGCCGAAGUGGCUUUAGCUAGAGAUGAAAGAUUAGCAAUUGAACGUGAAGCCCAGCGUAAAUUAAUUUUAGCACAAUUGAUAGAAAAAGAAGAAGAGAAAAAGAAACAACUAGAAGCAAUUGAAGAAAUUGUUAGAUUGGAAAAGGUAUUCAUUUAAAAUAUUAACGCCAAUGAUUAUUAUUUUAAAAAAUGUAUUUAAUAUUUUUUAUUUUAGGAAAAAUCAAAAAGUUAUAUUACUGUUGAAAAUAUUGAUCAAGCUAUUGAUAAAGCUUUGGACAAUAUAGUCAAUUAUAAGUAUGCCAUAGAUGUAGCUGGUAAUAUUUACUAUAAUAACGAAUUAGAAAAACAGACUACAGAAACGGGUAAACAACAGCAACAAGUCAAGGUGGUCAACUAAUUUGUGUUUUGGCUACUUAUUACUAUUAUUGAAAUACGUUCAAAUUUUUUUUAUUUAGAGGUAUACUAAAUGAUAAGUUAGUGUUAUUUGGUUAACUAGUUGGAACAAAUGUUUUUUCUAUAAAAAAAUUGUGUAAUUAGAGCUUGUGUUUGUUUACAUUUUGCUAAUAUUAAUUACAAGGGUGAAUAUCUAUUUUGGAAGUCCAGUUAUACCGAGCACAAACAGGGGUUACCCUUACUGGUAGAGAAGAAUAAUAUCUGGAUAAAAUAAAUAAAUAAUUUAUUAUAAUCCUCAAAAUAAACUAAAUAUUUGUAAAACAUUAAAAACAUGACAAGUUUUGUAUAUUUAUUUGUUUAAAAAAGAAACACAUCAAAUAAAUACAUUUAAUUAGGUAGUUUAACUAUGGAUAAAAUAAUAAAAAUAAAUAAAGACUAAGGUAAAAUAUGUCUAUUAGACAUAAUAUUAUCCUUAGAGGGAUCGUGUACAUUCAAAUUUCUAAUAAAUCAAGUUUAGUGUAAUGCAGUGGUGGAUUGUGCCACUGGGAGGCCGGGAAGUUUCCCAGUAGGUCAUUUUAUCAUUUUAAAACAUUAAUUUUACACUAAUAUUAUUUGUUGAUAAAGAAUAUUUGUUAUUAUUUAUAAUAUUUUGUGAAUGUCUGAAAAUGAAGAGAAAAAUAAUCACGAUUUAAAAUAAUAUGAUUGUCUGACAAAUUAUGAUAAGGUGAUUAAAUGUGUUGUGUCCACAGAUGUAUAAAGCAAAUAAUUGGACUGGCGAAACAAAAUUCUCCCAGGCCAGUUAAAAUUCAGAAUCCGUUGCUGGUAGAAUGUAAUGAUAUACUACCAUGUUUUUUCAGUCUGUUAUUAUCACAAACUAAGGUAUUUUAGUUAGUGGUUACUAGUCACAAUUGUUUAGCUUUAAAACCAUUUUAAAUUAAUUCUGGUUAGAUUAAAAUAUUCAAGUUAGAAAAAAAGGAUGGAUAUACUUAACACAUAGGUGCAGCUACUGUAGUAGGUAGGAAGUUGAGAAGGUUUUGUACAGAUGGGAACUUAAUAUAUAUCUGUAAGCAACAAUAAACCACUGCUAACAAAAAAUGAUUUUGAGCAAAGUUCAGUUAAUACUGUUGCUUUAUAAAAAAUAUAUAUAUCAUAUUAAGGUAAAAUGAUUAAAACAAUGAUUGUUUAAAAAAGAUUAAAAUAAUAAAAAAUUUAAUAAUAACAAAAAAUAAAUAAAGGCGGUUUCCAAUGACAACCUUAUUUUUAAUCUUUCAAUCUUUUUGAACCUAAAGAACCAGGUUUUCCUUUCAGAAAAGGCGCUAUACUUGAUAAUCAGAGUAAGCUUUUUGUUAAAACAAGUGUUCACAUAAAAAAAAUUAAACAUCUUUGUAAAACCAAUACAUUCUAGGUUAAACUCAGAAUCUAAAAUACAUGUUUACAUUUAUUUUAUACAAGAUAAUAUUUAGAGUCAAAAGUGAAAUUUAAAUUUGAACUAUUGUAAUAAUUAGGUCCCGAAUUUAAAAGCAUUAAAAUUAUUGAGAAAUGCUCUAAAAAAAACAGAAAAUUGAAUAAUUUGAUUUGUACCUAUUGACAAUGGUAUUAACUGAAUGGCUGUAUUUGACUGAUUGACUAGAAAACCCGAAAAACCUUGGUAAUAUUUUGAAUUGGUUAAUUUAAAUUAUUAAGGCCUAUUGUAGAUUUAUAUAAUUGAUGAUCAUAAUUAUGUACAAAUAUGCAAGAAAACAAAAAAAUGACUGAAAAAGGCAAAAUAAAAUUUCACCUUUGAAGUCUGUUACAUGAAUUAAAUAAUGUAUUUGAAAAUUAUUGUUUAAUAUCAUUCAAAAAGAUGCAGUGUCCUAGUAAUAAUAUUAGUAAAAUAAAGAACUCAUUUGGUUAAAUAUAGACUUAACUUUUUAUUUAUUAUUAUCACACUGGAUUUUUAUGUCCUUAAAAUCCAUAAAAAAUCACUUAAAAUAUAUUAAAAUUAAUAAAUUAAAAAUAAUAAAUAGGUUUAAAAGUUUCCCCUUCUAACGUUUUUAAAUUAAAAAUAAAAUAUUCUAACAUUUACAAAAAUUAUUAAAAAAAAAGUAAAUUUUUCUUGCGUAUAAUUUUAUUUAAAAGAAAUUUUUGUAAUCUAAUUUAAUAAAUUCAUUAAAGGGGAGGGAUACAUUUAAAUAUGUCCAUUAUUUUUGUUUUUUUUAAAUGAUUGAAAGCACUUUAUUCAAGGAUUGUUUGAUGUUUUAAAUUGCCUUAUAAUGGAUUUUAAAGAAUAUAAAUUUGGUCUCUAAUUAUUAUAACUAAAAUAAAUCAUUAACAAUAAUUUAUUCAGUUUCAUUUUGUCUCAUAUAAAAUAUUGCUGAUUAUAUGUAAAAAUAAAUGUUAAUCAAGACUGCUAUACUUAUUUUAUACACUUAUAAAAAUCAUAUUUUUACUAUAUAAAACUACAGGUUUAGUCGUAAAUUAUAAGCGUUCAAUUCAAUCAAUAAUUGUGUGUAAAUUUAAAUUAUAAGAUUGGUUAUUUAUGUUAGUCCCAUUAAAUUUCUUUCAAUGCCAAUUCUGAAAAUGCAAACAAACGGAGAAUAAUUACUUCCCAAACUUAAAUUUCCAAUUGAAUACUACUGGAAAUUUAGUGUUCUAUAAGUUAACCUAAACUUUGCUAUGCAUAACCAAGACUGCCGCUUCCAUAUACGAUCCCAUGUCAACUAACUAUAAUAAUAAAACUUAAGAAUUUUUAUAAAAUUAUCACUAAAUCAUUGUUUUUUAAAAAUAAUUUUGUAAAGGUUCUUUUUUUAAAAAAGUGAACAAUUUGUGAAAAUCAAAAUUUUCCACUAUCAGAUUAUAUCAAAUUAUUAAACUUGGAAGCUUUAUUACAUAGAAAGUAAGUUUGAUCAUUAAAUUCUGAUUGUACUACUAUAUUCAGUAUUUUUUAAAAAAAGUUGAAAAUUGAUGGAAAGCUAAACUGGAUUCAUACCAAAAAGUUUAGAUGACAUCAGAGGUUGUGGUUUAUGUUUCAAUACCAGAAAAUUAAAAUAUUUUAAUGCUGAUAAUUAAUGGCAAUUGGCUAUUACACAUGUUUUAACUAAAAUAUUAUUGUAUUUUGUCUAAGUUGAAUUUUAAAACAAUAAAAAUAAAUAAUAAACACUUUACAGUAAAUAAAAACAAAUGAUUCCAUAACUUCAUUAAAGCAACACAAAAUUUUAAUAAAUUGUACACAAUAAUUAUAGUAAUAAUAAUAAUAAAAAGAUCAAUCGCAAUAUAUGAAAUGUCAUAAUGUCAUGAAUAAGUUUACUCGGGACAAAAUUGUUUUAGGAUUACACGAAAACACAAUUUUAUUCUAAGUUGUCCACUAUUCAAAGUAAACAUUUAUAGAAACCAAAUGCAAAAAAAGUCAAUAUAAACUGGUCUCUAAAAAAUAAUCUUAAGAUGCAAUGGGAUAUUUGACAGACCUCAAGAACGGAUUAUCAAUAGGUUCUUCUUGUUUGAUAUCCGAUUCAUCAGUAUUGUUCACUACUUCUUCUUCUUCCUCUUCAUUAUCUUGUUCUUCGUUUUCAUCAAAUUCUUCUUUGAUCUGAACUCUUUUUUUAAUCUUGAUUUUUUUACUAGGUACCGGGAUUUCCAUAUCAUCAGGAUCAUCAUCAAAUACUUGGUCACUAGGUAUUAAUGCUGAUAGGUAAGCUGGUUGUUGUGGUUUAUUGGCUAUCACUAAAAACACAUUAAAUAUAUUACAUUAACUAAUAAGAAAAGUGUUUUAUUAUGUUAUUCAAAUUAUUUUUGAAUGUUAAAACCAUCAUUAUGUACAUACACGGAAAACAAUCAUUUUCUUGAUUUAGAAAUAAACUCUCGUUUGGUCCGGUUUUUAUUAAAAAUUUGAUAAGAGAUUUUUCCAGCUCAUGCUUUUGAAUAGCCGAUUUCUCACGGAUUGCUUCAUAUUCGGUAACUGGUUGUUUGUGGGUCUAUACAAAUACAAAAAUAAGAUAAAAUCACAAUAUUUAAAGUACAUUGAACAUAGUAUAUUACCGGUGUUCUUAUGUAUGCGUGAGGGUCGGGAAAAGGAGGCAUAUAAUUUGGCAUGUAUGGCGGAUGUGGAAGUCUAGUACCUGCUUGAAGGUUACUCGUCUGACGAGGCUGUAUAGAUGGUAAGGGACAAGGAAGAACAGCUCGAUUUGAACGUUUGGCAUACGCUAAUAGACUUGACGCACUUUUGAACAAGCCCAUGUCAAUCAGGCCCAUCAUUACAUCGGCACCAAGAGGCUCAAGACGUCCGGCUACUUCAGCAUAACGCCGACUACUAUUUCCCAACUGGGAAACCACUGAAAUUGAAUAAAUAUGUUAUUAUAUUAUUAUUAUACAUAGUAGAUUAAAUUACUACUGCCAUAAUUAUCAAUCAAACAGUGUACACAAAUUGAAAUAUGAAUGCCGAUUUUGUAAACUGUAGCACACAGAUGGUUUACUAUACUUAUCAAAAUUCAAAAACAAAUAAUUUAAAAUAUCUUUAUUAUAAAUACUAAUAUAGCAGUUUGUGUUUUAAUAUACGAGUUAUUACUUUCGUUUUAUGAAUGAUUGCAAUGGUGAUGAUGCAAUGAUAAUGGAAUAGGUAAGUAUAAAUGUAAAACAUAUACAAAAUCACAUUAGUUAACAGAUUAUUAUUUGUUGUACUAACCGGAAUAAAGCAUUUCGACGAGAGUCUCCAAGGCGGGCCCUUCUGUUACGUUAAAACCAAUUUCUAAUAGAAUCCCCGCCACAGUAGUUUUCAAAAAUUUUCGCUCUAACGAUUUAUCCAUUUGCGUAUGUUUUCGUUAAAAUGUAUAUCGAGUUUUUCAAGUUUUAAAACCGAUUUGUAAAUUCGUAAUUUUUAUUUUUGACGUCUAACGGGUUGAUGCUACUAUAGAUAAUAGAUUUUUUAUUAUCUAUUAAGUAGACGCGUUAAAUGAGAAGCAUAUAAUCACAGAUUAGAUAAA
Cinara cedri is the source of this 5465-nucleotide messenger RNA. Lineage: Eukaryota; Metazoa; Arthropoda; Insecta; Hemiptera; Aphididae. The record is from the annotation of a GenBank genome assembly.